This is a messenger RNA of Triticum turgidum subsp. durum (durum wheat), 1392 nucleotides long. Lineage: Eukaryota; Viridiplantae; Streptophyta; Magnoliopsida; Poales; Poaceae. The record is from the annotation of a GenBank genome assembly.
AUGCAAAGCGAAGAAGAAUAUACGCGUGAAGAAUAUGUACAAGCAGCAAAGAGGUGCGUACUGGACAGAAAGGAAGACAUUGAGUAUAUGUACGAUAUGGAUUGUAUGUUUGUUGAUCAGUCUGUUCCAUACUCUGCUCGAAUUAAAGGGUUGCCAUCUUUCCUAAAGCUUGAAUAUAAGCAUGCAUACAGUAGGUUGCAGACGAGGCUAGGAAAAACAUUUGAUGACAUUUACACCAGAAAUGAAUCAAUUUUCACUGGACUUGGCAUUGUCUCACUCCUUUUGCUUCCGUUUCUAGCCUUAGCUUCUAUUGUGCUCUUUGCCGUGAGCCACAAGGAUGGUCAGAACAAGAAGGACAUCAGGGUGACAUACAUCCUAUUAUGUUGUACCACCAUGUUGGAGCUUUUGCUUCCCUGCACAAUUUUCUCUGGGCUACUAGUUCCAUGUAUCUUUAAUUUCCUUAACGAUCCUAUUGAAGGGUGGCACGACAUGGUUUCCCAGCACAACAUCAUGUCCAUAUGUGUUCGCAAGAACAAGCCCACAUUCCUCAUGAAGCUUGUUACCUUCGACUUUCUGAGAGAGCUUCUUAACCAACAUUGGUAUAUUCAUCAAGUACCUAUAGCCUACCAGAUCACGGGGAAAGUUCACCGGCACAUGGAAGAGGGGUGGAAGAAGUACAUAUGCGACACAACAAGUUACAGGAGCUUCAGCGAGCUACGAGGCCAGUUGGCUCUAAGGAUGCACCAUCAGCUAGGAUGGAGCUUGAAGAUGGCUUUUGAUGAGAGCAUCCUCAUCUGGCACGUUGCCACAGAGCUCUGCUUUUAUCACCCCAACACAUCCCCUCGACGUCGACAAGGAGAAGCCACACAAGACAGUAGGAGCAUAUCCAAUUAUAUGUUCUACUUGCUUCUCAUCCGUCCUGAGAUGCUAAUACUUGGCACCAGGCCAGGUCUUUUCAAGUUAGCCAACGACCAGAUUUUAAAAUUUAGCGAGGGACCGCUCAACAUGACAGAAGAAAAUCUUGUGCAGGCGAUCCUUGAAAUGUCGUUGCCGCGAUCAAAUGAUAUGAUUACCAAUGCACGCAAACUCGCCGAAGCACUAAUGGAGCUAGGCAGUGAGGAUGAGAGGUGGAUUGUGAUCCAAGGUGUGUGGGUGGAGAUGCUCUGUUAUUCCGCCAGCAGAUGCAGGGGGUACCUGCAUGCCAAGAGCUUGGGUGAAGGCGGGGAGUUCCUUUCCUACAUCUAUCUCCUUUGGUCGUUCAUGGGAAUGGAGACAUUGGCGGAUAGGAAUCACAGGUCAGAGCCUCUUCAAUAUGAACAAGAAGAAGCACUUCCUUCCCGUUCCCAAGGCAGAGACGGUCAAUCUGCAGAAGGCGACAUAGAGAUGGGCUAG